UGCCUCCUCCUUGGUCUGAGUGAGGCCAGCCUUCCAGGAGGUCUUGCUUGUGCAGGUUGCUCCUCCUCGGUCCUGUGCGGCGCGAGGCCGGGCGGAGCCUGUCUCUGCCUUCCAGCGGAGGCUGCUGCUUGCUUCUCUCCCUCUGAGGUCACCUCUCCUUCGGGAAAGCGCUGGAGAAGCCAGGCAUGCUGGUGCUGCUCCUCCUCCUCCCUUUCCCCCCGAUGCUGCUGGCUUCAGCCGCUCCCCGCGGUCUUGGUGUGGUUUAAGAGCCCCCAGAGGAGCCUCCACCACCGCCGCCGCCUUUGUCUCGAGAUGUGGGUGAACCCGGAGGAGGUGCUGCUGGCCAACGCGCUGUGGAUCACGGAGCGAGCCAACCCUUACUUCAUCCUGCAGAGGAGGAAGGGCCACGGGGGCGAGGGAGGCAGCGGAGGCAUCACGGGUCUCCUUGUGGGAACUCUUGAUGUUGUACUAGAUUCAAGUGCAAGAGUGGCACCAUAUAGAAUUCUGUACCAGGCUCCAGACUCAAUGAUAUAUUGGACUAUUGCCUGUGGUUGUUCAAGAAAAGAGAUAACCGAGCACUGGGAAUGGCUUGAGCAGAAUUUACUACAAACAUUGUCUAUCUUUGAAAAUGAAAAUGACAUAAACACAUUUGUCAGAGGAAAAAUACAGGGAAUCAUUGCAGAAUAUAACAAAAUCAAUGGUAUUAGGGAGGACGAUGACACCGAGAAAUUUAAGGAAGCUACAGUGAAGUUCCACAAGCUGUUUGGGAUGCCAGAGGAAGAGAAACUGGUGAAUUAUUAUUCUUGCAGCUACUGGAAAGGGAAGGUCCCACGUCAGGGGUGGAUGUACCUCAGCAUUAAUCACCUGUGUUUUUAUUCCUUUCUCAUGGGAAGAGAAGCCAAACUAGUCAUCCGAUGGGUUGACAUCACCCAGCUUGAGAAGAAUGCUACUCUGCUUUUGCCAGAUGUGAUCAAAGUCAGUACAAGGUCCAGCCAGCAUUUCUUUUCAGUGUUCCUCAACAUCAACGAAACAUUUAAACUCAUGGAGCAACUUGCCAACAUUGCCAUGAGGCAACUCUUGGACAAUGAAGGCUUUGAGCAGGACAGGUCACUACCCAGACUCAAGAAGAAGUCCCCUAAAAAAGUAUCAGCGCUAAAACGGGAUCUUGAUGCUAGAGCCAAAAGUGAAAGGUAUCGGGCCUUAUUCCGCCUUCCAAAGGAUGAAAAACUGGAUGGACAUACAGAUUGCACCCUGUGGACUCCAUUUAAUAAAAGGCAUAUUUUAGGUCAGAUGUUUGUCUCGACAAACUACAUCUGUUUCACUAGCAAGGAAGAACACAUGUGCAGCCUCAUUAUCCCACUUCGAGAGGUAACUAUUGUAGAAAAGGCAGACAGUUCGAGUGUACUGCCUAGCCCACUAUCCAUCAGCACUAAAAACCGAAUGACAUUUCUCUUUGCCAAUUUGAAAGAUAGAGACUUUCUGGUGCAAAGGAUUUCUGACUUUCUUCAGCAAACAACUUCCAAAAUAUACUCAGAGAAAGAGAUUUCUGGAAGUUACAAUAGUUCUGAUGAUGAGGUAUACUCAAGGGCAAGUAGCAUCCUUUCAUCCAGCCCUCAGAGAAGCCUUAGUUCUGAAACUGAUGGAGAACGGCAUUUCAACUUGAACGGUAACAGCAUCCCAACAGUAACGCAGGCGCUAAUGACCAUGUAUCGACGGCGUUCGCCAGAGGAGUUUAACCCUAAAUUAGCAAAGGAGUUUUUAAAAGAGCAAGCUUGGAAGAUUCAUUUUGCUGAAUACGGACAAGGCAUCUGUAUGUAUCGCACAGAGAAAACAAGAGACCUUGUGCUAAAAGGUAUCCCAGAAAGCAUGAGAGGGGAACUCUGGCUGCUUCUGUCAGGCGCUAUUAAUGAAAUGGCCACCCACGCUGGCUAUUAUGAAGACUUGGUGGAGAAGUCCAUGGGGAAAUAUAAUCUUGCAACGGAGGAGAUUGAGAGGGAUUUGCACCGCUCCCUCCCAGAGCAUCCUGCAUUCCAGAACGAGAUGGGUAUUGCUGCUCUGCGGAGGGUACUCACUGCUUAUGCAUUUAGAAACCCCAACAUAGGAUAUUGUCAGGCCAUGAAUAUUGUUACGUCAGUACUGCUUUUAUAUGCAAAGGAAGAGGAAGCAUUCUGGCUUCUGGUGGCCUUGUGUGAGCGCAUGUUGCCAGAUUACUACAACACAAGAGUUGUUGGUGCUCUAGUGGAUCAAGGUGUGUUUGAAGAGUUAGCUCGAGAUUAUGUUCCCCAACUUUAUGACUGUAUGCAGGACUUGGGCGUCAUCUCCACCAUCUCCCUUUCUUGGUUCCUCACACUCUUCCUCAGUGUUAUGCCCUUUGAAAGUGCUGUGGUUGUGGUGGACUGCUUCUUUUAUGAAGGCAUAAAGGUGAUAUUCCAGUUGGCACUUGCAGUCCUAGAUGAAAAUGUGGACAAGCUGCUGAAUUGUAAAGAUGACGGGGAAGCUAUGACGGUGCUUGGAAGGUAUUUGGACAGUGUGACCAAUAAAGACAGCACUUUACCGCCAAUUCCACACCUUCACUCACUACUCAGUGAUGAUGUAGGGCCACAUCCUGAAGUGGAUAUCUUCAGGCUCAUCAGAACUUCUUAUGAGAAAUUUGGAGGUAUCCGAGCAGAUCUGAUUGAGCAAAUGAGGUUCAAACAGAGGUUGAAGGUAAUCCAGACACUUGAAGACACUACCAAACGUAAUGUGGUACGAACCAUAGUGACUGAAACCUCUUUUACAAUAGAUGAGCUGGAGGAACUUUAUGCCCUUUUCAAGGCAGAGCAUCUCACUAGCUGCUAUUGGGGGGGCACCAGCAACGCCACUGACCGCCACGACCCCAGUUUGCCUUAUUUAGAACAAUACCGCAUUGACUUCGAGCAGUUCAAGGGGAUGUUUGCUCUCCUCUUUCCUUGGGCCUGUGGGACUCACUCAGAUGUUUUGGCCGCCCGCCUGUUCAGAUUGCUGGAUGAAAAUGGAGAUUCCUUAAUCAACUUCCGGGAAUUUGUCUCUGGCCUUAGUGCAGCAUGCCAUGGAGAUCUUACUGAGAAACUGAAACUGCUGUAUAGGAUGCAUGUUUUGCCUGACCCAUCAUCUGAUCAAGAAGAGCCAGAUUCUGCCUUUGAAGCAACUCAAUACUUCUUUGAAGAUAUCACACCAGAUUGUACACAUGUUGUUGGCGUAGAUGGCAGAAACAAACAUGGGACAGAUGAGGGAUUUGUUAAUGUGAGUGUGAAAACUGAAAAAGGUAAAAAGAAUGCUCAAGAUAAUAGAAAUUAUCUUAGAAUGUGGAGCCAGGAGAAUAAAUCCAAAGUAAAGAAUGCCAAGGACUUGCCCAAACUAAAUCAGGGGCAGUUUAUUGAAUUGUGCAAGACCAUGUAUAAUAUGUUCAGUGAAGACCCUAAUGAACAGGAUCUUUACCAUGCUACGGCUGCUGUGACAAGUUUGCUUCUGGAAAUUGGUGAAGUUGGUAAGUUAUUUAAUGCUCAGCCCAUGAAAGAGUCUGAAAACAACAGUAAUGUCAUUCAGAAUAAUUUGCUCCAAAAGAAGGGGAACCAGCAGUAUCACCUUGAACAACGUGAUCCUUUUCAAGAUGCCUUCUUUGCUGACGAGGAAGAGAAUAUUUGUGGUGAUGGUACACAUAUGGAAGACAUUAAGCUGGAAGAUUCUUCCCCUAGGGAUAAUGGAACUGGCUCUUCCAUGCUGAUUUCCGAUGAUGAUACUAAAGAUGACAGCUCCAUGUCUUCCUAUUCCGUCCUAAGUGCAGGAUCUCAUGAGGAGGACAAGCUGCACUGUGAAGACAUUGGCGAGGACACCGUUUUGGUACGAAGCAACAACCCAGCUUCUCUGCCUAGAAGUACUAGCAUUGACAGAGACUGGGCCAUCACCUUUGAGCAGUUUUUGGCUUCCCUCUUGACUGAACCAGCCCUUGUGCGGUAUUUUGACAAGCCGGUGUGUAUGAUGGCAAGGAUUACUAAUGCUAAGAAUGUGCGGAUGAUGGGCAAACCGAUUAUAUCAGCAAGUGACUAUGAAAUCUCUGCAAUGUCAGGCUGAGAGGGCCAGGUGAUAAGGUGGUUCUUUUUGUCCAAGAAAAAACAUUUAGGUAUUUAUAUUUAUGACUGCCUGGCACAGAUCCUGGAAUUUUAAAAACGUGGUAGUUCUUGCUUGUGUGAACAUGUUGGGAUGUAAAUCCAUACUUUGAAUUAUGAAUUAUUCUGUUUUUCUCUGUGUCUGAUAGCUUUAUCAGAAUGCUUGUCCUAGCCAAUAUACAUACAUAGGGAGGGGAGGGGGAUAAUUGUCUGUGGUGUGUAUAUUCCUAGCCUUGCUAUUCAUGGAUACAUUGUAACGAUUUGUUCACUUUUGACACAUUGAGCAAUGUUUGUGUAUGUUCUCCAAACUGGCCUAAAAUUUUGAGAGUAGAGAACUGGAAGGGCUCGAAAUGGCUCAAAUAGUGUGUGUGGUGCAAUAUGUGGUCUUCAUUCACAUUUGAUGAGUCAGCACUGUGUAUUAGUAUGUCUUUUAUUCACACACGGGCUGCUUUCUCAUAAGGCUGAAUGGGGAAAUGGGGGCAUCAUGCAUAAAGCAGAACCCCUAUUCCUGUAAGUCAGUGGAUCUCAAUCUGUGGGUCCCCAGGUGUUUUGGCCUACAACCCCCAGAAAUCCCAGCUAGUUUAUUUAUUAUUUAUUUAUUUACAGUAUUUGUAUUCUGCCCUUCUCACCCCACAGGAGAUUCAGGGCAGAUUACAAUGCACAUAUACAUGGUAAACAUUCAAUGCCAUUAGACAUACAAUAGACAGACACAGAAGCAAUUUAACAUUCCAGCUUUCCGGCUUCAUGAGGGUAUGCUCGAUUCCGGCCACAGGGGGAGUUGCCACUUCACUGUCCACUUGUGGCACUGAGUACUUGAGUACUUCCUUAUUCUUAUGCACGCUGCUGGAAGGUUUUAUGGUGUCGUAAAUUAAAUUAGCCUCCCCGCAUAAAGCAGUUCGUAAAUUUCUGACUUCACAGAUGCAGCUGUCUUUUGGGCUGCAUAGGUCAACAGCAAGUUAGACUGUUAAUGGUCAGGAGCUCACUCUGACCCUGGCUUUGAACUCAUGACCUCUCAGCAGUAGUGAUUUAAUGCAGCUGGCUACUAACUAGCUGCACCACAGUCUGGUACCAGCUGUUAGCAUUUCUGGAAGUUGAAGGCCAAAACAUCUGGGAACCCACAGGUUGAGAACCACUGUUGUAAGUGAUCUGUAAGCUUAGAAGGGGGAAGAUGGAAAAUGAUGCUGUCAAUUUGUUUAGGAGUCAAAAGCAAGUUCUUAGCAGCCUCCCUGGUGGAUGUCUCUUUAUAUAUCAUUUUUUUAAAGGCUAGUGAUUUAUAAUACUUUUUAAAAUAUAUUCUUCAGGGAUACUGCCAGAGACUUGACUUGACAGUUGUCCAUGUUGUGACCUAAACAAUUCAUAGUACCCCUUUUGAAAAUUACAGAGGGUUUUUGAAAAUAUAGAUAAUUCUGUGUUACUGACAUUUUAAACCAAGCAUUACCAUGAAUCUUGUGUAUUGUAGAGUAAUAGCUGGAUUGCCUAAAUCUUCAUUUAUAAUACAGUAAUUAUUUGGAAUGUAAUCUGGGGAAAAAAUCUGCAAGAAAAUGUAACUGAAUGUUUGAAAGUCUUAAUGAACGAAAACACUGUCACUUUACUCUAGAUUAAAUAUGUAUAAUGUAAUUUACUGGAUGAUAUGUUGAAUGACAAAUGGAGCACCUGCACUUUGAAUUCUUGUUUCUUGUUCUGAACCGUUAUUUGGUACAAUUCUAUACUGUUGUGUGUGCAAGAUGCCCCCACACAAAGGAUUCCCACGGAGAUCUGCAUUCACCCUCCCUCACUGUCUUUUAGGAAGGCAAUGCUAGAAAAAAAAAACCUCUGUUGAUCCUAAAGGAAUCCUCUAAAUAUGGGCACUGUGCUCACAAUAGGAAAGAAUUGGGCCCAGUCUUUUUUAAAAAAUGUUUAGCUGUUAUUUAAUUUUCAGAUUUGAUCCAAAUCAUUCUUACAUGCCUGAACUUUAUUUGCUGCCUUCAAAAAAAUUCCAUUAUUUUCUGGGUUUUUUAAUAUAUAUAUUGUAUUUUAUGAUCAUGUAAUUUCUCCAGGGUUUUUUUUAAAGCCAAAGCUGUUGCUUUCUUUUUUGCAGAUAUUUAACUGUCUGUAAAAUGGGUUAAACAUAGUAAGUAAAUGUGAACAAGGCUCUUUGUUUUUUAAAAAGAUAUUAAACCUGUAUCAGACAGAA
This is a messenger RNA of Anolis sagrei ordinatus, 6297 nucleotides long. It is a transcript of the gene TBC1D9, whose product is annotated as TBC1 domain family member 9. The record is from RefSeq and is a predicted model, not a curated record. Gene Ontology annotation, molecular function: calcium ion binding. NCBI's taxonomy places the organism in Eukaryota, Metazoa, Chordata, Lepidosauria, Squamata, Anolidae.